CAGAUGGAAUACGGAGUUUUAUUUUCAAGUUGUAUAUGUCAGAGGCAAAACAAAACAUUUAUUUUUUUCUAUCAAAAUAUAUUUUAUUGUAUAUUUCUUACAAUAGUGCGUAAAAUUUAGUCAAAAAUUACGAACUUGUUGACUUGAUAUUUUUCAAAAAGGAACUAAUGCAGAAAAUACGUUCAUGUGGGACUCAUAAAUAAAUAACUGAAGAUGAAAUUGUAUUGUCUAUCCAGUGAACCAACCAAACCAUGUUUGGUUCUGAGCUUCAAAGGGAUUACACUAAUGUUAGACUGUGGUUUGAAUAUGCAAUCCAUAUUACAUUUUAUGCCUCUGCCCAUGGUCCCUAGUAGCAAAUUUAAUUCUUUACCAGCAUGGGUUCCACGUGACAAUCAGCAAGAUUGGCAACUUGAAGGAGAGUUGAAGGAAUGCUGUGGCAGGAUCUUUGUGGACUCAACUCCAGAGUUUUCUCCUCCUUUGGAGAAAAUAAUAGAUUUCUCUGAGAUUGAUGCUAUUUUAAUAUCUAAUUACACUUGCAUGCUUGCGCUCCCAUUUAUAACAGAAGGCACUGGUUUCAAAGGUAUAAUAUAUGCUACUGAGCCCACAUUGCAAAUUGGACGAUUUUUCAUGGAGGAAUUGGUGGAAUUUAUUGAGCAAACUCCAAAAACUACACUGGCCAAACACUGGAAGGAAAUGUUACAUGUGUUGCCAUGUCCAUUAGCAGAUGUAAUUAAACCAAAAUCUUGGAGACAUAUUUAUUCUGUGUCAGCUAUAAACUCGGCAUUGUCAAACAUCCAAUUAGUUGGAUAUGAUCAGAAAUUGGACAUAUAUGGCGCUUUAAUAGUGACUCCUAUCAGUUCUGGAUAUUGUUUAGGAAGCAGCAAUUGGUUGAUAUCUUCCGACCAUGAGAAAGUCGCUUUCGUUAGCGGUUCGUCCACGUUAACCACUCACCCAAAACCUAUGGAGCAAGCAACAUUGAAGAAUGCUAACAUGUUGAUAUUGACAGGUUUAACUCAAACGCCAACUGCUAAUCCCGAUACAAUGCUUGGAGAAUUGUGCAUGACCGUCGCUGUGACACUGAGAGCUGGGGGAUGCGUUCUGAUACCUUGCUAUCCUUCUGGUGUGGUGUACGACCUGUUCGAAUGUCUGAGCACGCAUUUGGACAAAUCGGGUUUUACUCAAGUACCUUUGUUCUUCAUUUCACCGGUGGCGGAAACGUCGUUGGCUUACUCAAAUAUACUCGCUGAAUGGCUCUCGACAAAUAAGCAAAACAAAGUUUAUCUUCCAGAGGAACCGUUCCCUCAUGCUUUCCUCGUGAAGAACGCCCGUUUGAAGCACUUCACAUCCACGUAUGCAGAAGGGUUCAGUAAUGAUUAUCGGCAACCCUGCGUCGUUUUCUGUGGCCAUCCCAGUCUUAGAUUUGGCGACGCCGUGCAUUUCGUGCAGCUGUGGGGCAAUAAUCCUUUGCACACAAUAAUCUUUACAGAACCGGACUUUCCAUAUUUGGACGCUCUCGCGCCGUUCCAACCGUUAGCAAUGAAAGCAGUACAUUGUCCCAUCGACACGUCUCUCAACUUUACUCAAGCUAACAAACUUAUACGGGACCUGAAGCCGGAACAUUUAGUCAUACCGGAGUGUUACACGCAACCCCCCUUAACAGCAUCACAUAGAGCAGACUUGGUCAUUGAACCAGUGGGAGAAAAACCUUUAAUUACAUUUAAACGCGGGGAAGUGAUAAAAUUGCCGUUAAAGCGGAAAAAGGGUCGCGUGUUCAUUGAGCCGGAGCUAGCAGGGAGCAUCGUGCCGAAUGAAAUACGUCCAGGUUUGAGUCUCGCCUCUGUCACCGGUGAGCUGGAAGUUAAGGAUAAUGUAUACACUAUUAAGGCUAUAGAAGAUAGAUCGAGUAUUAAAAGGAAGGCAUCGUCGAGUUCGCCAGUGCCUGUGAAGGAGGAAGUUCUUAAGGAGAGGAAACACGAAUAUGGAAAUUUAGACCCACAGGAGCUACUUCAGAAGCUCAGCCAAGAAGGAUUUCAGGGUGCUAGGUUGCAACAUACCCCUACUGCUACCAGCAUUCACUUGCAAGACGAAGAUACUCUAAUUCAGGUCGGAGACAAUUCUACACAUAUAUUCUGCAAUGGCGAUCAGAAAAUCCGCAGACGUCUGAGAACUAUAAUAAUGCAAUGUUUGAAAAGAUUUUGAAGUACGCUAGUCUUUAUAGUAUUCUAACAUUUUCAUGUAUAUUUUAUAUAAUGACAGACCUGACAUCAUAUAUAUACCCAUAUAUAUGUUUUGAAAAGAAAUUUGAAACGUCCUUUUAUACCCUUUUUAUUCUCAGCUAUUGACCAUUAAAAUUCCGAAUUGGCUACGAUCGGAAAAAUUUCUAUCUUAUUUUGUAACAUAACAUAGGAGAAACGUAAGAAUUUAAG
Harpegnathos saltator (Jerdon's jumping ant) is the source of this 2426-nucleotide messenger RNA. It is a transcript of the gene IntS9, whose product is annotated as integrator complex subunit 9. Gene Ontology annotation, cellular component: integrator complex. The coding region runs from base 214 to 2199 and encodes 661 amino acids. The record is from RefSeq and is a predicted model, not a curated record. Gene Ontology annotation, biological process: snRNA 3'-end processing. Lineage: Eukaryota; Metazoa; Arthropoda; Insecta; Hymenoptera; Formicidae. The transcript has 11 exons.